Paramuricea clavata is the source of this 1118-nucleotide messenger RNA. NCBI's taxonomy places the organism in Eukaryota, Metazoa, Cnidaria, Anthozoa, Malacalcyonacea, Plexauridae. The record is from the annotation of a GenBank genome assembly.
AUGUCGCAAAUCUUUACUGAGGAAGAGACAAAUGCCCGUCAUGCUGUAUCGCCCUUGUUUGUACAAGAAGGAAAAGAAAUUGCAUCAGUUGAGGGGACAACUCAAGGCGACCCGAUAUCGAUGCAUAUGCCUCUAUACGCGGUUUCAAUUACUCUUCUACUUCAAAAGAUCAAUGUGGCCCACGAAGUAAGACACGUUGCCUUUGCAAACGACCUCAGUUGUGCUGUCAGACUUGUUCAAUUGCGUUUGUGCUGGGAUAACAUCGUCACCCACUGUUCUCCUCCGGGUUACUACCCGCGAGCAGACAAAUCCUGGCUGAGCUAGGCUGAUAGGCAAAGCUGGUCUCCUAGUCGCAGCUGAAGAAAUUAUCGCUGAAACACAUCGAUGUGCGCUUAUCCACAGACGGCCACAAGUACCUUGGUGGUCACAUAGAUUCUGAGCAAGGAAAGAAUGAGUACGUAUUACGAUCCCUUCUCCAAAGGUGGUCCAACCUACUCCGUGUACUGAGUGACAUUGCGAAGUGUGAGCCUCAAGCAGCCUACAAUGCCUUCUUGUUUGGAUUCCGUCACAGAUUUACCUACCAUAUCCGCACGAUUCCAGAUAUUCAACAUCAACUGCAGUCUGCAGAUUAUUGACAACAUAUUCGACACUGAACUACUUCCUGCUCUCACGGCCGGCCGAAAUUUUUCCUUGCAAGAUCGUAAGCUACUUGAGUUGCCAACAUGCCUGGGACGUCUUGGCAUACUCAUUCUCUCGGAUAUGUGUGCAAUGGAGUUUGAGAUUCCAAAACGAUAUGUCAGGGCCUUACAGAGGAAAUCGUCGAGCAGAAUAAAGUCAGAGAAGACAGACCUGCCGAGCCAGUCCAGAGAAUACGUCGUCGUGUGGCUAACGAGAGGAAAAAGAGACACAAGGUCCAGCUCGCACUUCUGCGAUCGACCAUGUCAGCAGAACAGAUUCGCAUCAAUUACCUUGCUCAGUUGAAAAGUUCUUCAAUUUGGCUGACAGCUCUUCCACUUGCAGACGAGGAAUAUGUCAUCCAUAAGCUGGAAUUCUUUGAAGCAAUCUACCUUUGCUGUAGGUGGGAGUUGAAACUGCUAGCGACUCACAGUGCCUGUUGA